UCGACAUAACCGUCGAUAACCGGAUUUCCAAAAUUUUCUUGACAAGUGAUCCGAUAAAGCGGCUGCUUUCGUCAUCGAAAGGUUUAGGUGCCAGGCUCAGAAUGACGGUUGCUGUUGUGCCCCUAUGA
Molecule: messenger RNA, 128 nt
Organism: Acaulospora colombiana
Lineage: Eukaryota; Fungi; Glomeromycota; Glomeromycetes; Diversisporales; Acaulosporaceae
Source: the annotation of a GenBank genome assembly